AAGCAACAUCAGAUUCGCAGUUUCACAUCUUCACAUCCCCUAACAAUCUUACACGAAUGCAUAUAAACUCUCCUCAAUUCUCCUUUUGUCCUGUAACGCCUCCACCUUCUCCUCCUAAAAUUUCACCCCCUUUUUCUCUCUCUUUCUCUUACACCAAAAAUCCCUUUUCAUUGAUGUCAAAUCUUAGCAUUGUUAUUUCAAGAAAUUCUUGAAAAGUUUUGAUCUUUGAUAAUUUUUUGUGAUUUUUGAGCCAAAAAAUGGGGAAAGGAGGAGCUUUGAGUGAAGGGGUUGUGAAAAAGAUCUUGCUUUCAUAUACCUAUGUUGCAAUUUGGAUCUUUCUCUCUUUCACUGUGAUUGUGUACAACAAGUACAUCCUGGACAGAAAGUUGUACAAUUGGCCAUACCCCAUUUCACUAACAAUAAUUCACAUGGGUUUUUGUUCUUCUUUGGCUUAUCUUCUUGUAAAAGUGUUUAAGGUUGUUGAGCCUGUGACUAUGACAUGGGAUCUUUAUUGCAAAUCUGUGGUACCCAUUGGUCUUUUAUAUGCAUUUUCACUUUGGUUAUCAAAUUCUGCAUAUAUAUAUUUAUCUGUGUCUUUUAUUCAAAUGCUUAAAGCUUUGAUGCCAGUGGCUGUUUAUUCAAUUGGGGUUAUGUUUAAAAAAGAGAACUUUAAAUCUGAUACUAUGGCUAAUAUGGUGUCUAUUUCUAUUGGUGUUGCUAUUGCUGCUUAUGGUGAAGCUAAGUUUGAUACAUGGGGUGUGAUGUUGCAGCUUGGUGCUGUAGCUUUUGAGGCUACAAGAUUGGUUAUGAUUCAGAUUUUGCUUACUUCAAAGGGUAUUACAUUUAAUCCGAUUACAUCGUUGUAUUAUGUUGCGCCGUGUUGUUUGGUUUUCUUGUUCAUUCCAUGGAUCUUUGUGGAAUACCCAAUGUUAAAGGAUACAUCUAGUUUCCAUUUGGAUUGGUUGAUCUUUGGUACGAAUUCGUGCUGCGCGUUUGCUUUGAAUCUUGCUGUGUUUUUGCUUGUGGGGAAGACAUCUGCUUUGACAAUGAAUGUUGCUGGUGUGGUUAAGGAUUGGUUGUUGAUUGCCUUUUCUUGGUCUGUGAUUAAGGAUACUGUCACCCCUGUGAAUUUGGUUGGAUAUGGAUUGGCUUUCUUGGGCGUGGCGUAUUACAACCAUGCCAAAUUGCAGGCUCUUAAGGCGAACGAAGCGCAGAAAAAGGCUGCACAGGACGAGGAGGCAGGAAGAUUGUUGGAGGAAAAAGAAGGGGAGAAUGGUGCUAAGAAGAAUGAAUCUCAGGGUUGAGUUUACUUCGUGUUAUCCUUAGGUAGGAUGACGUUUUGGGACAAUGGAGGUAACAUGAAGAUCACAUUAUGUCGUCCUUUUUCGGAUGAUUUAGUUUUUGUUGUUGGCUAUACACCUUUUAUAUUAUCUGUUGUUUUUCUAAUUUUAUUUUUCAGUCGGUCAUUGUCAUUCUCACUUCAUGCUGUUGAGGAUCUCAUAUUAGUUUUAUUACUUGUAUUACCAGAUCAUGCAUGUACUUGAGCAUGACUCGAGGCUCUUUAUGUUUAUUUUGACAGAAUAGUAAUACAUGAGAGCUUUUUUCAUAUUA
This is a messenger RNA of Nicotiana tabacum (common tobacco), 1611 nucleotides long. Its product is annotated as putative sugar phosphate/phosphate translocator At4g32390. Lineage: Eukaryota; Viridiplantae; Streptophyta; Magnoliopsida; Solanales; Solanaceae. The record is from RefSeq and is a predicted model, not a curated record.